UCUGUCUGUUCACUAUGUACGCUAGUUUAAAAGGAAACCUCCUCCGUAGUACAUGCACCGCGAGGAUAUUGACAGGCUUGCGGACGGACAAGUCAUUGCUUCAUGAUCGGGUUCCAAGUUUGCACUGGCUUCAGUGAGAGAAGGAAGAGCGUUCCAGACCGAAACAGAAACAUGGCGGGAUUGCUUUCGCUGUUGCAGACUACUUGCACGCACAUGUACUGUAGUAGACACCUAUACGAUCCUGGUGCGCGCGGCAUCACGAAGCUUUCCUCGAACCCUGCCGCGCUUGUGGACGUUGGCUCAUCAGUCUAUCAAACUCCGCCCUCCAUUAUCACGCCCAGAAAACGGCUCAUCUCUUGUGACUCAAAACUCGUACUCUGCGUGGUCUGUUCGGACCACUGCAGCGCGUACCCGUACUACGGAACUCAGUAUUCGACAGAGUGCUGGUGCGGUGACGAGAACGCGGACUAUGGUGCGAACGGUGCCAGCAACGAGUGCGUGGUGCCCUGCGCGGGUGACGCCAGUGAGAUGUGUGGAGGCUCCUACAGUAUGAGUGUCUACCAGAACGAAGUGGAAAUCCCUGUGCACCCCGCGUACCGUGGCUGCUACUCCGACCCAGGCACCAACCGUGUUUUCGUGCAGGACGAUUCCUCUGACGAGAUGACCGCAGAGGUGGCAGCCAGCUGUGGGCUGGUCCUGCUGCCUUUCGUGUUUCAUCAUCCCUUCCUUGAUGGCACGGUGCUCUUCUGA
Ectocarpus sp. CCAP 1310/34 is the source of this 750-nucleotide messenger RNA. Lineage: Eukaryota; Phaeophyceae; Ectocarpales; Ectocarpaceae. The record is from the annotation of a GenBank genome assembly.